UCUCCGUAGCUGGAGGCGUGCGGCCGACUUCUGUGCUGCGUGCAGAGGCUCUGCCGAAGCGGAAGUGCAACCGACGAGCCCGCCGAGCAUCGGCUCAACGCUCGCGGUCGGCGAGGAGCGCAAGCGGAGCCCGAGCUGGUCGAGGGUCAGGGUCCCCCGGGCCCGGAGGAUGGAAUGCUCGCUAUGCCCGUCAGCCCGAGUCCCGCGUCCACCUCGUCGCAGGAGGACGCCUGCAAACCGCCGCCGCGCAACUGCUAUCGUCUCGUCAUGCUCGGCAGUGCCCGGGUCGGAAAGACCGCCAUUGUAGCACGAUUUCUGUUCAACAAAUUCGAGGAGAGCUACACGCCGACGAUAGAAGACUUUCACAGGAAACUUUAUAGGAUCAGGGGCGAGAUUCAUCAGCUUGAUCUUCUAGAUACCAGCGGAAACCAUCCGUUUCCGGCGAUGCGACGAUUGUCUUUCCUGACGGGGGACCUCUUCGUCGUGGUGUUCAGCAUGGACUGCCGGGAGUCCUUCGAAGAGGCCAUCAGGCUGAGAGAGGCGAUUCUCGAGACGAAAGUGAGCGCGACCCAAAGUGCCACGAAGAGCAGAAGGGCUCACUACAGUCUGAAGGUCCCUAUGGUCAUCGUGGGGAACAAGUGUGAUAAGGAUGUUAAAACGGUCACGGUGGAGGAGGCCGAGCAAUAUUGCGUGAGUCAGGACGAGUGCUGCAUCUUCGUGGAGGUCUCCGCGAAACGGAACUAUCACGUGGACGAACUUUUUUAUCAGUUAUUCGUAGUGGCCGGUCUACCUCUGGAGAUGGCACCGAAUCAUCAUAGAAAAGUACCGCUCACCUUCGGCUCGCCGACCAUGUUGCCGCCGUCGCAGCCGCGACACAAAGCCACCCUCAGUAUAAAACGCCGACUGAGCGACGCUUGCGGCGUCGUGGCGCCGAACGUGCGCCGUCCCAGCAUUAGGACGGACUUAAUGAUCAUGCGGACGAAAACGUGUUCGCUCGCGGCUGGGAACGAGAACAAUACGCCAGGAUCCAGGAUCACGCUUAGAACAGGAAGAACGGAGUCCAGGAAGGCCUGCUCGAUACAGUGAUAUUGCAAGGCGGUUCUCACGCACGCGGACAAAUCUCUAGAAAUAUGAUAACGCGUUUCAGAGCGAUCUUCGGAAACGAGUAUCGUUACUUAUCGUAACAUUCGCAUCUUUGUCCCCCGUCAUUUUACUACGGUCGUUGCGCGCGAGGUGCUCUACCCUUUUCGCUUGUACUAACUCAUAUUAUUGGCUCUUAGUAUUAUUAUUUCAAAUCUUUAAUAAAAUAUAAUCUUUCUCCAUGAAUACGCGUCACUUGCAGCGAAACGAGAAAAACAGAGAGAUAACUAAAUUUGUCCAGCGGAAACCUUACGCAAUACCGUAAAUCACGCGGAACUUUCACAGGUUUACAAUUGUCAGACUUCACUGCAAGUGCGAAAGCAAACCCUCGCGAACGAAGAUCGCCAAGGGGAAAUCAUAUUUAAACCGACCACGCUACUCGCCUUAAUUAAUUAAUGAAAUAUAGCUUUAGCGUAAUGUCCCGAAGGUAACACGCAUAAUUAACUUAAGAUGUGACCGAGCGGGAGAAAAAGAGAGAAAGAUAGAGAUAGGAAGGGGGUGGGGGGUGGGGGGAAGCCGUUACGUUAAUUAUUCGUUGUCGAUCAAACGUUAAACGGGAAAUCGAUACCUCGAGCAACACGGACGAGAGAUCGUUUGACAUUCGAUCGGAGGGCUCUCCGAUAGCGGCGAGAUGAUCGCGUUGCACGAAAGGGAGCGUGUUAUUCCUCUCUUAUUAGGUACAAAUUUUUAUCGAAAUUAUUCGCGGCAAAGAAUCCUCCCGGCGGGGAAUAGAUGAAUUUGCGCGAUCGGUGAGAGGUCGACAAGUGUCAGCGUUGUGUCGGUAAUGAGGGGGAUUGCGAAACGCGGUGAGAAAGCUUUUUACCGGAUUAGUUAACUGCGCCCAUCGUAGCCUUACUCGAGCUCCGACACGCGAAGGAGCGACGUUUAUACUUCCGCAUGAGAUCUAGAGCGUUGUAAUUCCAUUAAUAGCACUUGAUACGAGGAACGAAUAUUUGACCGCGUAGACCGUCGUUCCUUCCGCUGAAAUCUCUCCGCGUGUGCAUAAGUGUAUUAUUAUAUCGACUUUUGUUAGGGAUAAAUAGUCCGCGAAUUUAACUCGUUACUUUCAUAUCUCGCGUCCAGUCUCGUACGGCGGUUUGCCCGCUUUCGACGCGCGCGCGCGCGACCAACGAGAUGCCGCAUUGUUAACGACGAGACUCGCGUUACACGCCACAUGCGUACAAAAUCAAUCGAUACUUCCGUAUCUCGACCUCCUUUCCUAUACGCAUCUCGGAACUUGUUGAAAUGCAUCGGGCGGGCGCGCGCAAAAUUAUCGCAUCAUCAGAUUGCGCAUGCAUAUUAUUUAAAUUGUAAUCAGGUUAAAAAAUACAUGUAUGCAGAUUUAUAAAUCCGGGAGCUCUCCGUGCCCGAUGGUAACAACAAGGGGCUUUAUUUGCGAAUAUUCUACGCAAUUUUUUUUUAGCUUACCUCCUGCGAAAUUGCGCGACGAACAAGAGAGGUAGGUAUACUUAUCCGACAAGUGGACGCUACUUCAACGAAUAAGAUCUCGUUGAAAUUUUCUGAAACUUAUCCGUCUUAGUUUACAGAGAUAUACUUUUCCUACCUACCGGAUCAUAGAUCUCGAACGAUAAAAUAUUAUAGGCACGUAGAUCUCUCUGUGCGUGCGCGCGUGUGUAUGUAUGUGUGUGUGUGAGUGUGAGAGAGAGACAGAGUACUCGAGAUGUGGAUAAGCAUUCUUUCUCUUCCCAUAGGCUCGGCUAUAGUUCUCUCUAAGGUACAAUCAAUUUGACCAAUUAGGCAGCCCGUAAGUCGAUUCUGACCGAAAAAAAAAUCAAGCGCGAGGCUUCGCUCGGCAGAGUCGCACGUGCCGCAGGUGGUAAAGAUAAGCAAAAGAAGAAAACUGGUUAGUCGCGCGACAUGUGCACAAUCAUGUUCGCAUUUUGUAUCGAAUAAAUGACAUUUUCUCCA
Messenger RNA from Vollenhovia emeryi, 3069 nucleotides. Its product is annotated as GTP-binding protein Rhes. The transcript is spliced from 5 exons. Gene Ontology annotation, molecular function: GTPase activity; GTP binding. The record is from RefSeq and is a predicted model, not a curated record. NCBI's taxonomy places the organism in Eukaryota, Metazoa, Arthropoda, Insecta, Hymenoptera, Formicidae. The coding region runs from base 175 to 1086 and encodes 303 amino acids.